AUGGAAGAGGAAAAUUAUAUUAAAAAAUAUAGCCAAAGAUUUAAUAAAUGCAAAGAAAGAAUUAAUGAAAGUCAUAAUGCAAGUGAAAUAAUUGAAAAUAAUAUUUGCUUUAAAAAGGAAUUAUGUGGUAACAUAAAAUUUGAUAUUUUCGAAAGAGCAAAUUGCAAAAAACGUUUGUCAUCAGAUAAAAUAUUAGAUAAAUUAAUACAACAAUGUAAAAACAUGGCUGUUAAAAAUGAACUAUAUGAAUUUCAUUCUAAAUGCAUCGAAUUUACAAAUGAUGAAAAUAAAAUUGACAAUAAUUUCUCAUUUCGAUCUCAAGAUUUUUUUGCUUGCUCAAAAUGUAAUCAAAAAUUUUACGAAAAGGCUAAACUAGAAUCUCACAUUUUAUAUGACUGUGAAACCAAUCAAAAAUAUACUUGUGACAUUUGUAAAAAAAAUUUUAGUUAUUUUGGCAUACUUAAAAGACAUAUAAUUGCUCACAUGAAAGUGUCAGAUGAAAAUAAAAAAAACUGUGCUCAAGAAAUCUGUGAAUCUGAUUCACUGAAUCCUACUUUUAAUUUUUCUCCUGCAACUUGUGAUAAACACAAUGAACCUUUAAUUCAGGUUACUGGAACAAAAGAUUAUCAGUAUAAUAAAGAUGUCAAACUGAGUAAAUCAUUGGAUUCACAAUCAAAACAAAACAAUAACUCGGGAAAAAUUGUUUUAAGUGACUCGGAAUUAAUUUUAUCAAAAUUUAAAAAGUCUGGUAGAGUCUUAUCAAAUUGUGAAAUAAAAAUUCAAACUAAAAGCCUUAAUUUUUCACUUCAAUCUUCUGCUUUUAAUUUAAAUAAAUUCAAAUGGAAUCGUAAAAUAUUUCAAUUGUAUAAAUGUUACAAAUGUAAAUGUAAAUUUAAUAACAAAAUUUCAUUAAAAAACCAUUUAGAAAAUGCACAUUCUAAUGUAACAUCAAAUAAAACAAAAAAUAACAACAAUAACACUCUUAACAACUUAGAUAAUGAUUAUUUUUUAAAAGAUUGUAAUUUGGAGGACAGAAUGACUUGUAAGGUUUGUCAAAGGGCAUUUACAAAAGAAUAUUAUAUGAAAAAGCAUAGAUAUUUGCAUGAAAAUUCCCUUGUUAAGUAUGAAAAUUUAUUACUCUCUCAUUUUACUAUUUCGCAUCCUGCAGAACUACCAUAUAAAUGUUUUUGCUGCAAAUCCCAAUUCCCCAGUUUUCAAAAUCUCAAAGAUCACAUAAAUCACGAUAACUUGAAUAAAUGUACUACUUUUCUUUCUCGUGCCAAACUUUUUCGCAAACCCAGGGUGAAACGUAAAUCACAAUCAGAAUUUAAAUGUAAAUUUUGCUAUGUUAAAUAUUUUAACAAAACCAAAUAUAGAUUGCAUGUAAAAGUUUGCCAAAAAAAUCCAAAGGAAAAUUUUAAUUUAACUCAAAACGAUAUUAAAAAAAAAAUUAAUAAAUCAAAGAAUAGUCGACAGCUUAAUUGGGAAAGUAAAAUUAUUGUAAAACGUUUGAGAGGAAAAUCUAAUUUAGAAAAUAAUGAGGAAGAUUCGGAAAAUAAUGAGAAAAAAAAAUCGUUUAAUGUAUCUUCAUUAUUUUUUGACGACACGGAUGAAAAUUUAACGAACAGAAAAGGAUGGUUUGAUAAUUAUUAUAAGACUAAUGAGGAUGACAUAACUUUUGGUUCGGAAGAAACGAGUGGAAAAAAUUUAAACACUAAACAGUCCUUAAGGGAGGUAUCGAAAAAAAAUAAACGAGCAGGGUCGGAAAAAGUAAAAGAUAUAAUGUUUUGUGAGUCGGAAACAUCCGAAGAAAGUGAAAAUGAAGAAACAACGGAAACGGAAACGACGCCAUUUGAAUUCGAUUCGAAAAAAUGUCGUUUAUGCCAAAUAAUUUUUGAUCAAGAAUACGAACUUUUACAUCAUUUUAUUAAAAUUCAUCCGGGUGAAUCCGCUCAUAAAUGUCCCCAUUGUGACGUUACGAGUCCUUUAUAUGCACAAUUGAAAGAACACAUGAAAAUUCACGGAAUCGGAAUCGGAAUUUUCAAUUGUGAAAAUUGUUCGAAAAAAUUCAAAAGCGAAAAGAAAAUAAAAAAUCAUUACUUCCGGUGUAAAGGAAGGAGCGUCGUAGAUUUUAAAAAUGGCAAAACAAAUUUAAAUGAAUCUUUUAAAGAACAAUGCAAACGCUGUAAAAAAAAUUAUUAUACGAAAUUCGGAUAUCGAAGGCAUAAAAAAAUAUGCAAAAACAGGAAUAAAAUGAUGGAAAAGUUUGACGGUGGUUUAAAUUUAUUUUCCGGUAACGAUUUCGAACGGUUAUCAAAUGACAAUGACUCCGUAAAAGUUAUCAACGACGGAAUAUUAUUUCAAAAUAUCGAUAAUGAAUUAAAAAACAAAGGAGAGAAUGACGGGAAAUCGGGAAAUGGGAAAAAAAUGACGACUGAACCUGGGACAAAUAAUUUUACAUGUCGGUUGUGUAAUGAAAAAUUUAAAUACGAAAGAGGGAUAGUCGUGCAUUUCAAAGGAAAUCAUCCCGGUCAUAAACCUCUCAUAUGUCACGUUUGCAACGUACCUUUGGCCGAUAAACUGAAGGAACAUUUGAAAACACACGGGAUAGGCGAGGAAUUCAUAUGCGAACUUUGCGGAAGAAAAUUCAAUCAGAAAUUUUUAUCGAAAAUACACGAGAUGUGGCACGAGGGAAUCGAAUAUAAAUGCGAUAAUUGCAAACAAAAAUUUCUCAACCGGGAAAAAAUGGAGAAACACGUGGGAGAGAAAAAAUGUAAAAAUCGUGUGUCUCUCAUGAAAUUACCCUGCGUCGUUUGCGGAAAAUCUUACAGGUCGCAAUUCGGAUUGAACAAACAUUAUUUGACUCACACGCCCAAAGAUGAACGUCCGGUAAAGAAAAAAAUGAAUUGCGAAUUUUGCGAAAGGUGGUUCGAAAACGUGAGCGGUUUGGAAAGGCACAAAAGGAUUCACACGGGAGAAAAACCUUUUUGCUGUCGUUACUGUCCGAAAACUUUUGCUCAAAAAGGAAAUUGUAAAGCACACGAAAGAAUACACACGGGAGAAGUAAAUAUUCGAAAAAGGAAAAAAAAACAUGAGGGAAAUUCAAACAAGGGUGUAGGAUAA
Molecule: messenger RNA, 3123 nt
Organism: Pediculus humanus corporis (human body louse)
Lineage: Eukaryota; Metazoa; Arthropoda; Insecta; Psocodea; Pediculidae
Product: zinc finger protein, putative
Exons: 2
Coding region: 1-3123 (1040 amino acids)
Cellular component (GO): nucleus
Source: RefSeq, a predicted model, not a curated record